This is a messenger RNA of Apus apus (common swift), 2524 nucleotides long. RefSeq names its product mitogen-activated protein kinase 11 (gene MAPK11). The record is from RefSeq and is a predicted model, not a curated record. Gene Ontology annotation, cellular component: nucleus; cytoplasm. Bases 57 to 1142 code for a protein of 361 amino acids. Gene Ontology annotation, biological process: protein phosphorylation; intracellular signal transduction. Gene Ontology annotation, molecular function: MAP kinase activity; ATP binding. Lineage: Eukaryota; Metazoa; Chordata; Aves; Apodiformes; Apodidae. The transcript has 12 exons.
CCGGCUGAGGGGCGGCUGCCGCUGCUGCUGCCGCUGCUGGCGGCGGCUCCGGGAAAAUGUCCGAGCGCGGCAGCUUCUACCGGCAGGAGCUGAACAAGACGGUGUGGGAGGUGCCCCAGCGCUACCAGAACCUCACCCCUGUCGGCUCCGGUGCCUACGGCUCCGUCUGUUCAGCUUAUGAUACCAAAACAAGACAGAAGGUGGCAGUAAAAAAGCUUUCAAGACCUUUUCAAUCACUUAUUCAUGCGAGGAGGACCUACCGAGAGCUUAGGUUGCUUAAGCACAUGAAGCAUGAGAACGUUAUAGGAUUGCUAGAUGUUUUUACACCUGCAACAUCAAUAGAAAACUUCAAUGAAGUGUAUCUCGUGACAAAUUUAAUGGGUGCUGACCUGAAUAACAUUGUGAAGUGCCAGAAGUUAACAGAUGACCAUAUACAGUUUCUCAUCUAUCAGUUACUUAGAGGUCUUAAGUAUAUUCACUCAGCUGGAAUAAUCCACCGGGACCUGAAGCCCAGUAACCUAGCUGUAAAUGAAGACUGUGAACUGAGGAUUUUAGACUUUGGUUUAGCUCGACAAACUGAUGAUGAAAUGACUGGAUAUGUUGCAACAAGAUGGUACAGAGCUCCAGAAAUUAUGUUAAACUGGAUGCAUUACAAUCAGACAGUUGACAUCUGGUCAGUUGGAUGUAUCAUGGCAGAGCUAUUGAAAGGGAAGGCCCUAUUUCCAGGAAAUGAUUAUAUUGAUCAACUAAAGAGAAUUAUGGAAGUUGUGGGCACACCCAGUUCUGAACUUCUGAAGAAGAUAUCAUCAGAGCACGCAAGAAAAUACAUUGAAUCUCUUCCACAUAUGCCUCAACAGGAUUUGAAAGGAGUAUUUCGUGGUGCAAACCCAUUAGCUGUAGAUCUUCUUGAGAAGAUGCUUAUACUAGACAGUGAUAAAAGAAUUACUGCCUCAGAAGCACUUGCACAUCCCUACUUUGUGCAGUAUCACGAUCCAGAUGAUGAACCUGAGGCAGAGCUGUAUGACGAGUCAAUAGAGAAUAAGGAGCGCACCAUAGAUGAAUGGAAAGAACUCACCUAUGAAGAAGUGAUUAGCUUUAAACCCCCUGACUUAAAAAUGGAUAGCCUGGAGAUAGAACAGUGAAUACAGGCAGCUCUGGCUUGUCUUGCUGCACUAUGAAGACUCUUAAAAUAUAAUCAUGCCAUUUAACCUGUGGUCAGAUGUAGAUUUUACUAUCCAAAGACGUUGAAGAAGAUGUGGAAAAGCAGAUGCUUUAUACAGAAGCCAGACGAUGUCCAUUUUGGGUGGGGUUUCUUUUGCCUUGUAAUAUGAAUGUAUUCCCAACUCACAAAAGGUGAUAAAAAACUGCUUCAUUCUGACAAAAUUAUGCACUGAGUUCUGUCAAGCUGUGUGUUCUGCAUGUUUCAUUUUAUCAGUUGAACUACCAAAAUAAGGUGACUUUUAAAAUUAAUUUUAAAAUUGUACAUUUAAAGCAUGAAUGUAUACAAACAUAAACAUAGAAGUCCAUAGAAACGAUCAGGUUUUUUUCUGGCAUUUUUAUCUGUCCGUUUUCUUAUUAUUUGUAGUUAGUGCCUUUAUGAAGAGAGGACAUGGUAGUGAGAUAGACAGAAUAUGCAUAUGUAGUCAUAUAUGUGGUGGUCUUACAAAUUUACUGGAUAGCUCUCAAGCGAUCUUAACAUCAGUUGAAAGUCAGUAAAAAUAAAUCUUUGUCUUCUGUUGCCAUUCAAGUCUCUGUUCUCAUUAUUUUGCCCAUGUGUAUCUUUUUUAAUCUGCAGAGUGCCCAUUUGUGAGACCAUUUUAAUUCCCAACGGUAGUCCUAACUGUGCCAUCAGAGGAGCACUGGCAAAUUUGCCUGAGGUGCCUUAAAGGCACUGCAGCACAUCUCUGUAGUCUCCCACAAGCUUCAGCAAAGGCUGUUACAGAGGGCAGUACAAGAGUACUCAGCUGAGUUCACAGCUUUCAAUUCAAUUUUCUUCAUUGUCUUAUUUUCCGUCAUGUAAUCCUUGGGAAAAUAAUCUAAUAAUUGCCACUGGGAGACAUGACAAAACAAGAUUUAAGAACUUAUCUGUGAAAAACAAAAUGUUUAUCUCAUCAGAGUUUCUUUUUAAGCAAAAUUGUAAAGGUUUUCCAGUUCUGAAAGGUGAAAAAAUAAAUAAUCAACUGCAGGAUACACCAGAUACCAAGAUUUCUUAAGGAAUUAAAUUUAUCUUGUUCCCCCAUUGAAACAAGAGUAUUCUUUGGCAUGAGGCCUCUUGUGGUGUACUGGCUGUGUCUUUCUAUGUACUUGUGAUUCACAGUUGUUCAAUAUUGUUCAUUUUUGUGUCUUGUUCUCACUCCAUCAGAGUCUCAUUUUGGAGAUGGCUUUUUAUAAUAUUUAGGCUUUCUGCAACUUUUGUCAUUAAGAUUCAGUUGUACAGCUACUACAUGAGGUAAUGAAUUCUACUACAUUUAUUUACCUUCCUCUGUAUCUUUUCUAUGUAAAAAGAAAAGCUUUUUCGUAAUAA